AUGGCGGCCAUGGCCUUCUUCUGCUUCGACGUAAGCCCGUCCCAGAGAGCAUUGGCCGCCGUGGGAUCCAUCGCGGGGAGUGGUGUGGAGAGGGAUGACUGUGACUAUGGCCGGGGCGCCGGUUUCUGCAAGGCCGUGGUGGCAGUGUUCGGCCCUGAGUACCUGAGAGAGCCAACUAUCGCUGAUACAGAGAGGUUGUUGGCGGGGCAGUACAAGGGGCAUGUGAAAGGUGAUACUGUCAUACUCGAAGCGGUGGCUUCACAAGAUCUGUGGAUAUGGCAUUCUUUCUUCGGCAUGGUUGGUUCUCACAAUGAUACCAGUGUUCUUCAAUGUUCUCCAGUGUUUGCAAGGCUUACAGAAGGCCACUGUCUGGAGGUCAGCUUUGACCUCAAUGGCCACCAGUACAACAAGGGAUAUUACCUUGCUGAUGGUAUCUAUCCACGGUGGUCCACUCUUAUGAAGACCAUACCCAAUCCACAAGGAGAGAAGAGAUAG
Molecule: messenger RNA, 495 nt
Organism: Aegilops tauschii subsp. strangulata
Lineage: Eukaryota; Viridiplantae; Streptophyta; Magnoliopsida; Poales; Poaceae
Source: RefSeq, a predicted model, not a curated record